UGAUGAGCCCUGUGGGUGGAUGUGAAAUUUUGUUAACAUAUGAUCAACUGUCAAAAUGGUGAAGGGCUGCUGCCCGAAGGGGGAUAAGUCACGCGCGCCAUUUAGCGCCUGCCGCGCGCACAAAUAAUUUUAUAUGCAUACAUUUGCGAGCUUUUGAGAGGGCGACCCGUCAAGGGAAGGCAACUCUCUCAAGGUGAACAUUCGUGAAGAAACAGCUUCGGGUUAGCAAAUGGGAUAUACUUCUUCCCUCCUAUCGCUUUGGCGUCAUUCUCCAGUUUGAGGCAUUUCCGCCCAUCUUUACAUAUGACCCGUCCCCUCUUUUUUUUUUUUUUGUAAGCACCACACCAAUUAAAGAACCAUGAAAGGUGUCAAGAAGGCGGGGCGAAAAGAGUCACCCAGUCGGGAAAAGACCUACGAUGGUCCAAGGUAUAUCAAGCUAUACGACUCAGGUUCUGAGUAUACCGUGGAUGAAAAUGACGAGGGCCCCACAUUUGCUCACCUUAAAAAUAUAAAGAUUUGCAACGAAGAGAAAAAGAAAACGCUCAGUAAGAUAUGCUGCACCAAGAAUUACCUUUUCGUUGGCACCUGUAGCGUGUUCAGCCAAGUGCGCGUCUUUAAUUACACCAAUUUGGUAAACUCAAAGAAGGAGAGCGAAGAUUUGAGUAGUACCUCCGUAGAAGGCUACAACAAACGAACAAGUGAAGGACAGGGUAAAAAAGAUAAAAAGGAGGAAGCGCGUGGGCAGAAUAAACACUGUGAAGCCUUCAUCAGCCUAUGUGACAUUUACAGGAAGAGCAAAUUUUAUACGGCCAAAGGGGACUCCAGAAAUGAUAACAUGCUAAGCAUAGACCUUUUCCACAAUUCGGUUAAUAGAAAAAGCGUGAAGAGAAGCAACAGUGUGCAGAAAAAGGUGCCUCAGGGGCAUUCCCCGAACGAGGCAAACGUGAAGGAAGUUGCACCAAAGGGGGAAAGAAGCGCCAGCGGCAAUGUUGUAAAGGAGGAGAGGGAGAAAAAAAAGGAAAAUAAUCCAACCCUCAUCAAUUUGAAGGACAAACUGAUGAACUUCAACCAAAAGGGCCUCCUAGAAUUAAGCGACAACGAAGCAACAUUUCGGGAGGAAUAUUUAUACUAUGACAACUUUGCGGGGAUUCCCCCACCUAAAAAAGACACACACCCUAUAAGAAUUACCAACGAAAUGAGGGAAGAGGAGAGAAACAAAAGAGAAAAAGAAGAAGAAAUGGAAAAGAAAAAAAAAAUCGAAGAAGAAAAUUUGAGAAAUGAACAGUUAGCAAAAAAUGGUUGCUACUUGAAUAAAGACAUGCUAGAAAUAAACGUAGAUGUAAUUAAGAGGAAAACAAUACAGGUGAAUAAUUUGCUAGAGUACAUUGGAGCUUUCGUUAAUGUAUCUUCCCCAAUCAUACUGAUGAAAACAAAUCGGGAGGAAAAUAUUUUAUCCGUUUUAACCUUCGGAGGGGAUGUGUACAGCUACGAUAUCAGUGAGCAUUCGCUAAAACAGCUGAGGGAAAAAAGAAUUAAAAAAAUCGAAUUCUUUAGUAAUAUAGAGAAUUAUUUUAUUGAGCAAGAAAAGAAUAAUACAUCGAAUGAAUUUUUGGAGGAAGAUUUUUCAGAGGAGGUAACUGCAUCCGCAUUGUCUCUUUCCAAAUCUCAUUUCACCAAUUCGGUAAAAUAUUUUGAUUUCCUCCCAGAUGAUAAAACGCUAAUUUGUGUGGGACUAAAUAAGGACUACUUCCUUUCAUUUAUUAACUGCCAGAAUGGGAAGAAAAUUAUAUAUCAUAAGAAAAUAAAAGUUAAAAAGCCCAGCCAUAGCGUUGCCCUGAACUCGAAUAAAAUGAGUAAAGACAAAAUGCUGCCUACGCUCAUGCACGAUUUUAGCUAUGUGUACGUGGAACGGGAGAAAAAAAUUUUUAAUGGCGAAAUUGGGAAUUACGUUUACAUUGGGUCCACUUGUGGUUACUUGGUUUUCAUUUUUCUUGGCGACAAGUUUCUGCGGUUUGUUAAUAAUUUGCUGACGAGUGACCAGGUGAGGAGCGGCUCCCUGUUCACCUACCACGAGGGGACCGAUGAAAGCGAGUGGGCCGAUGAAAGCAAGUGGGCCGAUGAAAGCGAGUGGGCCAAGACCGUCGCCCAGUGCGUCUUAGGCAACGUGGACGAUGUGUAUACGGUACGGAAGGACGAGUUGUAUGCGUUCUUUGGGGAUGAGCACAAUGUUGGCAGCGGAACGAAGAUGAAUGGGAAUGACCAUCAGGGCGGAAACGUCGGUGGCAAUCAAAGCGGCAACGUCGGUGGCAGCCUCAGCAACACCGCGAAUCGAUCCAGUGACCAGGGCGCGCCCCCCGACAACCCCAAGGAAAACAUUUUCAAAGAAGCAGAUCACAACUCCUUUUCCUACGCUUUCUACAUCGCCAAGAAUGUGAAAAUAAACUCUAUUAUAAGCCUCAGUACACACAAAAACGAUCACAUCCAUUUGAUUGUAGGGCUUAACGACGGAAGGUUGUUGGACUUCCUCUUUCGUAUAUCCCCGCACUUUACUCCCACCUCUUCCAUCACGAGCUGUGGGUACUACCCCGCGUUGAGUCAAAAUUGUUCGGAAAAAAACUCCAGUCAUAAUAAGCCCCCAAAAAAUGGGGACACGGAAGGUGCUGCGGAUAAUCCUCCCUCCCCUAUCGAAAAUAUUCACUUCAUACAGGAAAGCGAAAAAGAAUUGUAUGACUUUACAGGGUUACACAAAUCGAGCAGAAUAAGCAAAAUAAAUUUGUAUCAAAGUGGCUCGCAACAUUCUCUUGUUUUUAUAAAUUCAAAUGUGAAAAGAAUUCGCGAAAUGUCCGAUAAAAAAUUUUACACAACAUAUGUGUUAAAUGUGUGUAGUAAACAAAUUAGCAUUCUGCAUGAGCACCUCGCGUACAUUAUUGAUUCCUGUGUGUGCUCUCACUUUUAUUUUUGCCUAGAUGACAAUAACACAGUCGCCGUUUUUGCCUCUUCCCGCGAGAGGUAA
Molecule: messenger RNA, 3013 nt
Organism: Plasmodium vivax (malaria parasite P. vivax)
Lineage: Eukaryota; Apicomplexa; Aconoidasida; Haemosporida; Plasmodiidae
Exons: 1
Coding region: 359-3013 (884 amino acids)
Molecular function (GO): protein binding
Source: RefSeq, a predicted model, not a curated record